CUUUUGCCUGGCUCCCAGGACAGGAGGGCCACAGCACACUUCCCAGCUCCCUCCAGGACCUUCUGGAUCAUCUUGUCCGUUGCCUUGUUGUUUUUUGCAGUUGUUGGUGUCAGUGUCGUGGGGGUUCUCAGCUUCUCCCCCAGCUCUGCCCAGGCUGGCUCCCAGCUCCUCCGAGUGACACUCCAGGGCCAGCAGGACCCGCUGAGGAACCAGACAGCUGUGGUGGACAAGGCCAGGAGCACUGUCACCUACUACAUCACCUCGCAGAGCAACCUGAGCGCCGUGGUGCUGUACGACAGCAGGAACGGCUACGUGUGCUACAAGCCGCUGGAGCAGCGAGCCUGCUACCUGAGGAGGAUGGAGCCCUGGGACCUGCAGACAGCUCUCAACACCUCUGAGCACAGCGCUGAGCAGCUGCUCCAGCCCAACAACCAGACCAAGUUCUACCGGGAGUUCCUGGGCAUUGUGGCAGGGGAGCAGCUGGAGCCCAGGGGCCUGGGGGAGGCUGUGCAGGGCCUGUGUGAGCACACCUCCAUCUUCUGGGUGCGCAGAGGCCACGGACCCGGCAGGCAGCGCCUCAUCUACCUGUGCAUUGACAUCUGCUUCCCCAGCAACAUCUGUGUCUCCAUCUGCUUCUAUUACCUGCCUGAGUAAGUGCUGCAGCCACGGCCGCCCUCUCUGCCCUCACACUUGAACUGGAUUCUUCAACAGCCUCUGACUCCCACGAGGAAGGGAACACCUACAGCAUCCCCAGAGCUUCCUGCUGAUUCCAUGCUGCAGGUCAGGAGAGUUUAGAGGAGCAGGAGGCCUCUGCUCAGCACUGUCAGCACAGACUCUGCAGCUCUGCUCCAGGGCUGUGCCUCGUCCAUAGGAAUUAGGAGAGCCAGGCCCAGAGGAAUCCCGGGAAGCAGCUGGAGUUUUGGGGCUCCAGGCUCUGCUCAACACAAGGUGGUUGUUACA
This is a messenger RNA of Serinus canaria (Common canary), 960 nucleotides long. It is a transcript of the gene BRICD5, whose product is annotated as BRICHOS domain containing 5. NCBI's taxonomy places the organism in Eukaryota, Metazoa, Chordata, Aves, Passeriformes, Fringillidae. The record is from RefSeq and is a predicted model, not a curated record. Gene Ontology annotation, biological process: regulation of cell population proliferation. The transcript is spliced from 5 exons. The annotation marks the transcript as partial.